CGAAGAAGCAGCGAUUUGUGUACGUGUGUGUUUUGUCUUUGCGACGUGGUGAUUACAGAGCCACCAGAACCGAUACCAAACCCAACACCGAUCAGAUCCGAUCCCCGCCAGAAUCCAGCACUUCCAUGCAGAUGCGCGUCACCGAGUUGCCGGCAGUCCAGCUGCUGCUGCCCCUUAUCCUGAUUGGCCUGGCGAGUGGUCAGCGCGUCGCUCCCGGCGUGAAUCCGCAGCACUAUCAGCAAGUGCCGCAGCAGGUGCCCCAACAUCACCCACCGCCGCCGCCGCAGCACCACCAGCCGGUGUACCAGCAACAGGUCCCCUCGGCGCCCGGUGUGCCUCCCCAGCAAUAUCAAUAUGAACAGGUGCAGGUGCCGGUGCAACAGCAGCAGCAGCAAUAUCAGCAAGUUCCUGUGCAGCAGCAGCAACAGCAGCAGCCAAUCCACCAGCAAGCACCACCAGUUCCGCAACAACAAGUGCACCACCAGCAGCCGCAGCAGGGGCAUCACCAGCAGGCAGGUGGCCACCACCACGGGCAACCCCAGCAGGUCCUAAACACCGGAAACAUCCAGCAGGAGCGCGCUCACAUCCAGGAGCACAUGCAGGUGCCCAUCGAUACGAGCAAGAUGUCCGAGGCUGAGUUGCAGUUCCACUACUUCAAGAUGCACGAUUCGGAUAACAACAACAAGCUGGACGGCUGCGAACUGAUCAAGUCGCUGAUCCAUUGGCACGAGCAAGGCAGCAAGGAGCAGCCGAACGGCGAGAAGCCGCAUGUAGAGGAGAAGGUCUUUUCGGACGAGGAGUUGGUGGCCCUCAUUGAUCCCAUUCUGCAGAUGGACGACACCUCGCGCGACGGCUACAUCGACUAUCCGGAGUUCAUCAAGGCGCAGCAAAAGGCCGCCGAGAAGCAGCAGAAUCAACAGCAGCAGCCGCAAGACCAACAGCAGCAACAGCAGCAGCCGGUUCAUUAGUAGUCACCCAGAUCCGUUUAGUUUGCAUACCAUAACCAUGUCCUCGUCCCGUGCUAUGUGACGUGCAACUCAUACUCCUGUUUUCUGCCCAAAACAUCCUGAAAUUACGUCGACCACGUCAAAGGUUUUAGCGCACUUCUUUAGUUGAAUUCGAAUCAAAUUUACUUAACAUGCUGCAAGCAUUCCAAUCGGAGACCUUCAUUGAACAAACUAAUUGUCCUUCUGAGAACUUUUUCAAAAAAUUCCCAUUUUCGAAUAAUGAACACGAAUCUCUCGAGUGAUUUGUGCAUUUCCAGCCGCCUCGUUUCGUUUUGUUUUCCAUUGUCAUAAUUUUAGUUACUUUUCGAUAUGAACUAAUUUUUAAGCGCAAUUUUAGAGCAGCAAAAAAAACAGACUGAUUGUGUAAAAGUUUGUUUUGUACAAAAAAAAAAGAAACAAAAAGCGAAAACUAUGCAAAAGAAGAAUACCCCGUCUAUGUGGAAAUCUUUUUGAAACUGAAACCUAUAAUAUAGACGCAUGCAACUCUUUGUAAGUAAAGCCGAUUUAGCGAAUAAAGUCGAAUCCAAAUCACA
This is a messenger RNA of Drosophila takahashii, 1540 nucleotides long. Its product is annotated as lymphotoxin beta receptor inhibitor. The record is from RefSeq and is a predicted model, not a curated record. Gene Ontology annotation, molecular function: calcium ion binding. Lineage: Eukaryota; Metazoa; Arthropoda; Insecta; Diptera; Drosophilidae.